Molecule: messenger RNA, 582 nt
Organism: Mucor mucedo
Lineage: Eukaryota; Fungi; Mucoromycota; Mucoromycetes; Mucorales; Mucoraceae
Exons: 2
Cellular component (GO): nucleus; Z disc
Molecular function (GO): transcription coregulator activity
Source: RefSeq, a predicted model, not a curated record
CUUAGUGUUACCAUAAGGCAUGCUUUACUUGCCGCUUGUGUAGCGCUCCAUUUGAUAUACGUCGCACACAUCAUGAAUACGAAGGUAAACUUUAUUGUGAGAGAGAUUUUCAUGUGUGAUAGACCCAUUCCUCCCAACACACCAACAAUUAAAGCAUUGGGUAAAUUUUACCACCCUGGGCAUAUCAAGUGUUACCAUUGUCUUGUCAGUAUUGAUGAUCGUACAGGUUGGAAAGAGUAUGGGGGAAGAGUGUAUUGCCGCAUGGAUUUUAAGGCCCUAUUUCUACCCAAAUGUAAAUCAUGUCAUGGCACCAUCGAGAAAAACGCUGUAUCGGCUAUGGAUGGUAAAUUAAAUGGAAAAUGGCAUUUGGAGUGCUUUGGUUGUCAUACCUGUCACCGUCCAUUCCCUGAUAAUACAUUCUAUGUCUUUGAUGAUUUACCGUACUGUAAAAGACACUAUCAUGAGCUUAAUAACUCCCUUUGCCGCGAAUGUUGUGAGCCCAUCGAAGGUAUUUAUAUUAUUCUAUUUUUGUUUAAAAGUCAUAGCGUUAAAAAUAGAUAUUUUUUCUUUACAUGUAUAUAA